AUGCCCAAGAUCAUGCGGGAUCUCAAAGAUCAGACAGUUGUGAAGGGCGAGCAGGGCCGCUUUGAGGUCGUCAUCGAACAUGCCACCGACACCCGAUGGUACCAUAAUGGCACCGAAUUGAAAAUGACGACUGAAGGAGUGAAAAUCGUUGAGGAGACGAAAUAUGUAUAUAAAUUAACGAUCGACUCAUCAGUGUAUCCAACGGGUACGAUCUCCGUUAAAGCGUCGAACGAAACCGGCUCAGUAGAGACAAAAUGCGAAAUGAAAGUCAUCGAAAAGCCAGAACUCACAGAACAAUUGAAGGAUAUUCAAGCAACAUUGGGCGAACCUAUUAAGGUUGAUGUAGCCGCUAAAGGCAGCCCACAGUUCAAAUGGAUGAUAAAUGGACAAACACUUGAGGAUGGCAAAGACGGCGUACAUAUUACAGUCGAUGGUGACAAGUCUUCGCUGACAAUCGACAAAGCCGAACCGUCCCACAGCGGAAAACUUACCGUAGUCACUGUCAACGAAGCUGGUACGGUAGAGUCAUCGUCACAGAUUACGGUUACUCCCAAAUCCACUGCUCCACAGAUUACCGAAGGACCGAAGAGUGUCACCAUCACGGAGAAGGAAACCGCCGAAUUCAAGGUCAAGGUCAACGGUUAUCCCGAACCAGACGUUAAAUGGCUAAUCAACGAUAAAUUAGUCGAAGAAAGCAGCACUGUGAAGACGUGCCGAUUCGAAAGCGAAUACUCUCUACGAAUCACCGAAGCUACCACCAGUUCCAGCGGUACGGUCAAAGUUGAAGCGACAAACGCUGUGGGCACCGACACGAGUACUGCCGAACUACGGGUCGAACAAGCAUUGGUCCCACCAACAUUCAAGAGUCAAUUCACUUCACAAAACGUCAAGGAGAACGAGCAGUUACAACUUUCCGUGACUCUCGACACUCCUCAGCCAAACACCACCGUCACGUGGUACGUCAACGGCAAGGAAAUGCAAGAAUCUCCAGAUGUUAAGAUCGUCGUUGAAAAAGGAACAAACAAGCCCGAAUUCACUAAGACACCUCAAAAUCACGACGUGUACACCGAUGAGGAUAGCGUGAAGUUUAGCGCUAUAGUGACCGGAGUGCCCACUCCUAAGAUCACAUGGUAUCUCAACGACAAGAAGAUAGAAAGCAGCGAAGAAAUCAAGGUGAAAUUCGAGGAAGAGACUGGAAAGACGUCAAUACGUAUCUACAAGCCUCAAAUCUCACAAAGCGGUACGGUUCGAGUAACUGCUGAGAAUAGCGCUGGAAGUGCAGAGGCUAAAGCUACGCUGAAGGUCAGUACUCGAGGUCUUCACUCAAUAUGGAGAUUCAUCGAGCCAGCCGUGAUAUCUUGGCCGUUCAGGUUGACGACAGCAAGAGGCAGAAGUGACACCGUCAAGUACACAUCAACCGUUGAAGGAUAUCCAGAACCAACUGUAGAAUGGCUGCUCAAUGGCGAACCAGUCAGCAAACACGCAAACAUCGCUGUUAGCGACGAUGGCCCUAAACACACCAUCGAGAUUAAGGAGAUCACGCCAGAGCAAGCUGGUGAAUUGUCAUGUCAGGCGUCGAAUAGCAGUGGUAUGAAGAAGCAGAAUGUGCAAUUGAACGUGAAGCGAGUAGGUGAAGCGCCAACAUUCUCAAAGAACCUUGAAGAUCGCCUCGUGAAACCGAAACCGACAGUGACAUGGCUACGCGACGGCAAAGAGUUCAGCGGUGAUGAUCACUUUGUGCUGACCCAAGCCGAUGACGGUACACUUCAACUGAAAAUCAUCUCGACAGCUAUGGAAGACAAAUGCAGAAUUACCAUCAAAGCAGAAAAUUACUUUGGAACUGCUGAAUGCUCCGCUUCAUUGGGAGUGGUCAAGAAGCGUCCCAUGGCGAAGCCAGCCUUCCAAAGCGAUAUUGCUCCGAUCAAUCUGACCGAGGGUGACUCACUACAGACCAAACUUCUCAUUACUGGCGAUCCGACACCAUUCGUUAAGUGGUACGUCAACAAUCAGUUGGUUUGUGAGACAGAAGACACCGAGAUCAAGAACGCUGAUGGCGUUUAUUCCCUCACGAUCCAUGGAGUCACUGCUGACAUGACUGGAAAAAUCAAAUGUGUCGCUUACAAUAAGAUGGGCGAAGUAUCAACCGAAGGACCGCUGAAGGUUGUAGCACCGAUUCCUGUCGAGUUCGAAACAUCGCUCUGUGAUGCGACAUGCCGUGAAGGUGACACGCUCAAGCUGAAGGCAGUUCUUCUUGGAGAGCCUACCCCAGUGGUGUCAUGGUUCGUCAACGGCAAGAAAUUGGAAGAAUCUCAGAACAUCAAGAUCCAUUCCGAAAAAGGCACGUACACCGUCACCAUCAAGGAUAUCACCUGUGAUUACAGCGGAAAGGUCGUGUGCGAAGCUGUCAAUGAAUACGGUAAGGCGUCAAGUGAGGCUAUGCUAUUGGUGUUGCCUCGUGGUGAACCGCCAGAUUUCCUCGAAUGGCUAAGUAACGUUCGAGCCCGAAAAGACACGAAAGUCGUGCAUAAGGUCGUUUUCACUGGAGACCCGAAGCCGACGCUGACAUGGUAUAUCAACAACAAGGAAGUGACAAAUUCCAAAGAAAUUUCCAUCGUCACCGAUGACAAAACCUCCACACUGACCAUCAACAGCUUCAAUCCUGAUGUUCAUGUGGGAGAAAUCAUUUGUAAGGCCGAAAACGAUGCCGGUGAGGUGUCCUGCACCGCAAAUAUGGUCACCUACACCAGCGAGAUGUUCAGUGAGAGCGAAUCCGAAGCACAAGCGGAAGAUGUAAUCGCAGACGAUAUGACACUAACCGACGAGGAAUCGCUUCGUGAAGAGUUUGGUGCGAACGCCUACACCAGUAAUGGCACCGAAAUUCAUCACGAAAAUCAAGGACUCGAGGGCUAA
This is a messenger RNA of Cooperia oncophora, 2910 nucleotides long. Lineage: Eukaryota; Metazoa; Nematoda; Chromadorea; Rhabditida; Trichostrongylidae. The record is from the annotation of a GenBank genome assembly.